Cladocopium goreaui is the source of this 716-nucleotide messenger RNA. The record is from the annotation of a GenBank genome assembly. NCBI's taxonomy places the organism in Eukaryota, Dinophyceae, Suessiales, Symbiodiniaceae.
CAGCCCGGCAGCUUAGCGUGCGGCUUAGCGGCGAUCCCAUGGCACCUGAGGGAAGUGACAUGACUCCAAGCGGCCUACAGCAGCUCUUGGACAAACCUGCCCGGGAAUUUCCGGAGAAGGUCGCGAUCAGAUCUCCAGAUGGUUUCAGCUGCACCUUCUCCGAGCUCCGCGCCUCGAUCUCCUCCGUGGCCUCCGCCCUGCUGCGCUCGGCCGUGCAGCGCGGCGAGCGCGUGGUCUGGCUGCUGCCCAACGGCCUCGAAGCGCUGCAGCUGAGCUGCGCAUGUUACCAGGUGGCAGCCAUCUCUGUCCCCAUCAACUUGCGCUACAGCGCACCAGAGGUGGCCUACAUGGUCGGUAAGGUCCAGGCGAAGAUGCUGUUCCUGCACAGCAGCAAGCUACAGCAGCUCCCCGGUGCCUCCCAGCUGGCACCGGAGGUGGUCGCCACCCCGGGCCCUGCCUGGGACGCCUUCCGCAGCCGCGCAGAUCCGGCGCUGCCGGCGCUGCGGCCGGCGCCAGCGGAGCAGCCAGCGCUGAUUCUCUUCACGUCGGGGUCCACGGGACGUCCCAAGGGGGUGCUGCAUUCCCAUGGAGGCUGUUGGGCUGCCAUCCAGACCGCGGCAGAGACCUUUGCCCUCCGGAGCGAUGAUGUGGUCUUAGUGGGCAAGCCCAUUAGCCAUGCAGGCCCGGUGCAAGUUGAGCCACUGGAGUUGUGGUAA